Messenger RNA from Python bivittatus (Burmese python), 1036 nucleotides. RefSeq names its product stearoyl-CoA desaturase 5 (gene SCD5). Gene Ontology annotation, cellular component: endoplasmic reticulum membrane. Gene Ontology annotation, biological process: unsaturated fatty acid biosynthetic process. NCBI's taxonomy places the organism in Eukaryota, Metazoa, Chordata, Lepidosauria, Squamata, Pythonidae. Gene Ontology annotation, molecular function: stearoyl-CoA 9-desaturase activity; iron ion binding. The record is from RefSeq and is a predicted model, not a curated record.
UUUGCAGUCUGUGAAGGUCCUCCGUGCGGUGGUUUUCCUUUUGGCCAUCAUGUCAAAGCUAGGAACCAAGAGUGUGAUGGAUGGAGCGACCGAAACGUCCUGUAAUGGAUCAGCGGAAAGCCCUUUUGGACCCAAAGAAGAAACAAACAAUCAGAAAGUCCAGCAGAAGCAAAAUAUCGUGUGGAGGAAUGUCAUCCUAAUGUCCUUGCUUCAUGGUGGGGCUGUGUAUUCUCUCUUCCUCAUUCCCAAGGCCCAUCUGUUUACUCUGAUCUGGGCAUACAUAUGUUUCGUGGUGACUGCCCUGGGUGUGACAGCAGGGGCCCAUCGCUUGUGGAGUCACAGAUCUUACAAAGCGAGGCUGCCUCUGCGAAUAUUCUUGGCUGCAGCCAAUUCAAUGGCAUUCCAGAAUGAUAUUUUCGAGUGGUGUCGAGAUCACCGGGUGCAUCACAAAUACUCUGAGACAGAUGCUGAUCCCCACAACGCCCAGCGUGGGUUCUUUUUCUCUCAUAUUGGCUGGCUCUUUGUUCGGAAGCAUCGUGAUGUCAUUGAGAAAGGCAGAAAGCUGGACUUCAGUGAUUUGUUGGAGGAUCCCGUCGUUAGCUUUCAGAGAAAGUACUAUAAAAUUUCAGUUGUGUUGAUGUGUUUUGUCAUUCCUACUCUCGUGCCUUGGUAUUUCUGGGGUGAGAGCUUCUGGAAUUCAUACUUCCUGGCUUCCGUCCUCCGCUACACCAUCUCCCUCAACGUUGCUUGGCUGGUCAAUAGUGUUGCUCACAUGUAUGGCAAUAGGCCAUAUGACAAAAACAUCAACCCUCGGCAGAAUACCUUGGUCACUUUUGGAGCUAUUGGAGAAGGUUUCCAUAAUUAUCACCACACCUUUCCAUUUGAUUAUUCAGCCAGUGAGCUUGGCUUGAAAUUCAACCCAACCACAUGGUUCAUUGACUUCAUGUUUUGGUUGGGUUUGGUCACUGAGCGGAAACAGGCACCCAAGGAGAUGAUCCAAGCUCGCAAAGAGAGGACUGGAGAUGGCACUUAUUGA